Elgaria multicarinata webbii is the source of this 6475-nucleotide messenger RNA. It is a transcript of the gene NFAT5, whose product is annotated as nuclear factor of activated T cells 5. Bases 1225 to 5601 code for a protein of 1458 amino acids. The record is from RefSeq and is a predicted model, not a curated record. Gene Ontology annotation, molecular function: DNA-binding transcription factor activity, RNA polymerase II-specific; transcription factor binding; RNA polymerase II cis-regulatory region sequence-specific DNA binding. Gene Ontology annotation, biological process: cytokine production; calcineurin-NFAT signaling cascade; regulation of transcription by RNA polymerase II. The transcript has 14 exons. Lineage: Eukaryota; Metazoa; Chordata; Lepidosauria; Squamata; Anguidae. Gene Ontology annotation, cellular component: transcription regulator complex.
UCUUCUUCCUGUGUGAUGGUAUAUGGUUCCUGAUCAGACAGUAGGCUCUGAGCAUUAUUAGUUUUCUUAGGCUCAUAAUGGCAUGCAAAUGAUCCCAGAAAGGCAUAGGAGAGUUCAUUGUCUGGUUAGCUUUGUGUAGCUUCAGCUGUUCUAGGGAAAGUAUCUGCUUGAAUGGCUUUGCAAUUUGAGCGUUUCAUGUUCUGCACAGUGCAUUGAAGAAUGGCCCCUGUUACAAAUGUUACCCCUACUGAAGAAGAAGAAGAGCCUAGCUCUUCUUCUUCUGUUAUGGGUAUUUCUAUCUUCUUGACUGACAUAGUUACAUUACCAUAAGUAUCCCCUAAGCUCCUGAACGAAACACUAUUGUUGCUGUAGGAGUUGCUGUUUGGGAUGAAUUUGUUAGCUUUCAGUCUGUGCUUCCACUGAGCAGUAGUUGCAGUGUUUUGCUAAUACCUACAGAGAAUUUACCUGUGGGAUUAUGAACACUGUGUUCCUUAUCAGUUUCAGAAAAGGAUGGCAUUUUAGAAGGGAUUGGAGCGGAGAGGGCAGACAUUUCCUAUUUGGAAAAGUGUUAAGUCUUAUCCGUCAAGACAUCAUAGCGCUAUUCAUCUGGAGAGACAAGUUGGGGGUAAAGGAAGUGUGAGGGUCCUGAAUUUCAGCUUGCUGGUUGGCUGUAUCUGAUUGUCACUCUUGAGUGUCAGACCAUCCAAUCUGAAUUGGUGAAUCUGAAGCACCCAACAAAUGUUCCAGGUAAGAAAUAACCAUUUGUGCAUCUGUAAACACGAGGGUUAAGUGAUGGAUUUUCUGUUUGUCAAAGCAGACCGAAUCCUGUCUUUACUCUAUUAAAUGCUACUUGUUUUGGCACGUGAAUGUAGGGGGGAAUGUAAUAUUGUUUGGGGUUUAAUGUAAGUAACCAACCUACUUUGAAUCUGCCUUGAACUUUUAAAGUAAACUGGAUUGCUUUAUGAUAUUUGCUGGGAUGCUAGUUGUUUUCUCUAUUAAUACACUUAACUUGCAUUCUAGCUCCGCCAUUCAGAGACAGGCAUCGUGUGGUGGGUUGUGUGACAGUGUCUGUCAAUAGUGAAGACAAAUAGUACCAGAGACACUUAACCCAUCCAAUCUCACCCAGGGUAUAGGAUUUGCCUCUGAAGCAGGGAGUGUCUGCAUUAAAAAUGACCUGUAGUUCUCUGCUUCAUAGAUGCUUCUUCAGCUCCCUCCUCUUCCUCCAUGGGCGGUGCUUGCAGCUCCUUUACCACCUCUUCCAGUCCCACCAUUUACUCUACCUCAGUCACUGACAGCAAAGCUAUGCAAGUGGAGAGCUGCUCCUCAGCCAUGGGGGUAAGUAACCGAGGGGUAAGUGACAAGCAGUUAACCAAUAACACAGUCCAGCCGCAGCAGCAGCAGCAGCAGCAGCAGCAGCAACAGUCCACACCGAAGAGGCACACGGUCCUGUACAUCUCGCCACCACCGGAGGAUUUGCUGGACAACAGUCGGAUGUCCUGCCAGGAUGAGGGGUGCGGAUUGGAGUCUGAGCAAAGCUGCAGUAUGUGGAUGGAGGAUUCCCCCUCCAACUUCAGUAACAUGAGCACCACUUCCUACAAUGAUAACACUGAGGUGCCGCGUAAAUCACGUAAACGAAAUCCAAAGCAGAGGCCGGGGAUCAAACGGCGAGAUUGUGAAGAAUCGACCAUGGAUAUCUUUGAUGCUGACAGUGCCAAAGCGCCUCAUUAUGUCCUUUCUCAGCUCAGCACGGACAGCAAAAGCAACCUGAAAGCAGGAAAUGGAACAUCAGAAGCCCCGAAAGCAACCGGAGGGAAGAAGAGCCCUAUGUUAUGUGGUCAGUACCCUGGUAAAAGCGAGGGCAAGGAGCUGAAGAUAGUUGUGCAGCCGGAGACUCAGCACAGAGCUCGCUACUUAACGGAGGGAAGCCGGGGCUCAGUGAAAGACCGAACGCAGCAAGGAUUCCCCACGGUCAAGCUGGAAGGUCAUAAUGAGCCUGUGACACUACAGGUGUUUGUGGGGAAUGACUCUGGUCGGGUGAAGCCUCAUGGAUUCUAUCAGGCCUGCAGGGUUACAGGAAGAAACACCACGCCCUGCAAAGAGGUGGACAUAGAAGGCACCACAGUCAUUGAGGUGGGCUUGGAUCCCAGCAACAACAUGACCCUGGCGGUGGACUGUGUUGGAAUAUUAAAGCUGAGGAACGCAGAUGUUGAAGCUCGAAUAGGCAUCGCUGGUUCCAAGAAAAAAAGCACUCGGGCCAGGCUUGUGUUCCGCGUUAACAUCCCUCGGAAGGAUGGCUCCACUCUGACCCUGCAGACGCCGUCCUCGCCCAUUUUGUGCACUCAGCCAGCAGGUGUACCAGAAAUCCUAAAGAAGAGCCUGCACAGUUGCUCAGUGAAAGGAGAAGAGGAAGUAUUUCUGAUUGGCAAAAACUUUUUGAAAGGAACAAAAGUGAUCUUCCAAGAGAACAUGUCUGACGAAAGCUCUUGGAAAGCAGAAGCGGAAAUUGACAUGGAGCUGUUUCAUCAGAAUCAUCUAAUUGUGAAGGUGCCCCCAUAUCAUGACCUGCAAAUAACGACGCCUGUUUCCGUGGGGAUCUAUGUGGUGACCAACGCUGGGAGAUCGCACGACGUACAGCCAUUUACAUACACUCCGGACACAUCUGGUACUCUGAGUGUCAACGUGAAGCAGGAAAUAGCCAGUCCGACACAGCCCUGCUCUUUUGAUGAAGCAAUCAAAGCGAACGUGAGUGGCUGUAACCUGGACAAGGUAAAUAUUCUUCCCAGUGCCUUGAUAACUCCACUCAGGCCAAGCAGUGUCAUUAAGAGUGAAGAUGCUGCUCCAAUGGAGCUCGCAGCUGAAAAAAGAUCUCCGAUCUUUAACGCAUCCGGUGUCGCCGGGCCGUCUCAAGCCACCUUGGAGACCAGCAUGUCUAGCAUAUUGGGGAAUGGCGCUUUCUCCUCAACCGCUUCUCAUUUAGCUUCAGAGAGCGAAACGCAGCAGCUGCCGCCAAAGGCGUAUACUCCAGAGACAAUGCCCAGCCUCCAGACCCAGGACAUCGCGCAGCCUGGUAGCUUCCCAGCAGCCUCCGCUCCCAGCCAGCUGCAGAACAGCGACACCUUGUUGCAGCAGGCCUCCCAGUUCUCCUCACGAGAGCCCCAGCCCAGAGAGGCGUUGCAGCCAGACAGCGCAGUCAUGGCUCUGUCCCAGCUGACAGAGGCAUCCCAACAGCAGUCGCCGCUCCAAGAGUCAGCGCAAGCGUUGCAGCAGCAGAUGUCAUCAAACAUGUUCUCGUCGGCCAGCGGGGUGAGUCAGCUCCAGAACACGAUCCAGCAACUGCAAGCGGGGAACUUCCAGUCCAGCGCUGCCAGCAGCAACAGCAGGAGCGUAGACUUGGUCCAGCAGGUCCUGGAAGCGCAGCAGCAGUUGUCGUCUGUCUUGUUUUCUGGAUCCGACAACGAGGACGUUCAGGAGCAGCUUAACGUAGAGAUUUUCCAGCAGGUCAGCCAAAUCCAAAAUGGAGUCAACCGGGGAAUGUUUUCCUCCUCUGACACGGUCCACCCAAGGGCUGAAGACCUUCUCUCUGGCAGAACCGAGAACGUCCACCCGCAGCCUGAAAGUUCUUUAGCCAGCCAGCAGCAGCAGCAGCAGCAGCAGCAAGCCAUGGAGACUUCUGCAGCCAUGGUGAUUGAGAUUCAGCAAGGUCUCUGCCAGGCAGCCAGCCAGUUGCAGUCAGAGCUGUUCUCCUCCUCCUCUGCAGGAAACGGGAACAUCCAGCAGUCCCCUGUGUACCGACAAGCUUCCCACAUGAUGGGCGGGCUGUCGACCAGUGAAGACAUGCAGAUGCAGUGCGAGUUAUUCUCUCCCACCAGCGUUUCUGGCAGUGAAGCUGCUACUCCGUCCCAGCAGCAGCAGCAGCAGCAGCAGCAGCAGCAGGUGCCUAGCAACGGACCGCCUAUGUUCCAGUCUUCAGGCUCCGCCGAAGGCAAAGACGCUUCAGGUCAAGCGAAACAGAUUCAGAGCACUGUCUUUCAGGCCAUGGUCCAAAUGCAGCACAGCGGGGACAGUCAGGCGCAGGUCAGCCUUUUCUCUUCCUCGGAGAACAUGAUGGCCACGGUGCAGGGCAGUGGAGCCCAGCAGCAGGGCGGGAGCCUCUUCCAGCAGAGCGGCGGGGAGAUGAUGUCUCUCCAGCCCGGAAGCUUCUUGCAGCAGGCUCCCCACUCGCAGGCUCAGCUUUUCCACACCCAGAGCCCCAUUGGAGAUGCCCAGAACAUCUCCCAGGAGACGCCCAGCUCUCUCUUCCACAGCCAGAGCGCCGCCUCUUCCUCGGAACAGCUGCAGCCGCCGAUGUUCCACUCCCAGAGCGCCAUGGGGGUUGUUCCGGACCAGCAGGCAGGCAACUUGUUUCUUCCCCAGAACUCGAUGAGUGGCUCGGUCACACAGGAGGAGCAGAUGCCCUUCUUUACCACCCAGAAUUCCAUGUCUUCGCUGCAGGCUUCUGCUAACGCUGAGCAACAGUCCUCGUUCCAGCAGCAGCAGCAGCAGCAGCAGCAGCAGCAGACUCCGCUCUCGCACCUCCAGAGCCCGAUGCUUACCCAAGAGCAGCCCCCACCCCCACAGCAGAGCUUGUUCCAGGCGCAAGUGCCCCUAGGUCCCCUCCCUCCUUCAGCGGUGCCUCCAAGCCAGCAAGGCACCAUGUUCCAGUCCCCUCAUUCCUUGGUGGCUCUUCAGAACAGCACCUCUAGCCAAGAGCAGCAGCAGCAGCAGCAGCAGAACAUGAGGUUCAGCAGCCAGAAUGCCCUCGGCCCAAUGACACCCCAGGAGCAGAACAUGAUGUUCGGCUCCAAUCCCAACCCGAUGGCUGGCCAAGAACAGCAGCAGCAGCAGCAGCAGCAGCAGCAGCAGCAGCAGAGCCAGUCCCUGUUCCACCCCCAGAGCAGCCUGGCACCAAUGAAUCAGGAUCAGCAGCCCAUGCAGUUCCAGAACCAGAGCCCAGGCUCCACCCCAGCUGAGCCCCAGCAGCAACCCGCCUUAUUCCACAGCUCCCCCCAGAUCCAGCUGGUCCAAGGUUCCCCCAGCUCUCAGGAGCAGCCGGUCACCCUCUUCAUAUCGUCGGCUUCCAUGUCUGCUUUGCAGAACAGCAUGAGCCAGCAAGAGUUGCAGCAGCAGCAGCAGCAGCAGCCCCCGCUCUACUCUUCACAGAACAGCAUGCCUGGCAUCCAGGGGGCUGCGUCGCCCCCCCAACAGCAGCAGCAGCAGCAGGCAACUAUGUUCCACAAUGCACCUGGAGGUGGCUCCAUCAACCAGCUGCAGAACUCCUCGGCUUCAUCUCGGCAGACUUCUGGGAUAUUCCUCUUCGGCAUUCAAGACAGCUGUGGCCAGCUCUUAACAUCUGGACCAGGUUCCAUGUCGGAGCAGAUGAUCACCAUCAGCCAGCCACAGGGUGAGACGCAGCCAUCCGUCACAACCCUCCUGUCCCAGCAGAUGUCAGAGAGCUCUCAGCUGUCUUCUGCCAUGACCACCAAUCAGAAUAUGAAGAAGAUUGAUGACCUGCUUGUGUCGCUACAGAACCAGGGGAACAAUAACAUGGCUGGCUCCUUCUAACUGGCCAGAAAUCCUGUGGUAGACGAGCAGAUUUUCAAGAUCCCUUUAGCUCUUGUGACUCUGGAAUGGAGGGAGAUUGGAGUUGAAUUUCCUCUGUCAAAGGACGGCCUGAACCCAAGGGAGAACGCAGCCUUUGCCCGUGCCACGCCUGGAAAGCGGCUGUUGAGCGAGAGCCUUGGAGAGAGACCUCUGGAAGCUGAGAGAGGCAGAAGACCUCUGCUUUGUGUUGCCCAGGCCUGGGUUGGACGGCUGCCCCCAUCUCUCUAGCCCUGCUUUGGGGUGCAGAGCAUGGCUGCUCAGUUAUCAUUGCAGCUAGGCGAGGGAAGAAUGUGGAGCUGUGUUUUUCCUUCUGCCCACCCCCACCCCCGCCCACCCCCGCUCUCUCUUUCCGGCCUUCACAACUCUUUGGUCAGGUUGUGAAACAUAACUGGACUACCUUGAGUCCUGAAAUGGUUUGGUUACGCUGGUGUCUGAUUCACACAUUUGUGCUCGUCACUUGAUUUGCAGCUGAACAUGUAAGUGGUUUCCAUGUUGCUGGAGGCAAUGUGAAGUGACUCAAGGGUUCAUUCUGUGGUCAUGAACUCCACGCAUGCAGGUCAUUUCUGGGUGCUGCAGUUGUCAAGCGGUGAACAUUCCAGUGUGAUUUGGGCCCCAGCGUUGAAUGGAAGCUGCUGCUGGCUUCAUAAUAGGAUGGAGGAAACUGUGAAUUAGCACCCAGGGAGGGGGCAGCACGUACGAUAGACAGGCAGCGGCGGUGGCAGCGUCUCCCGUGGCCCCAAGGGCACAGCCUGAAGAAGGGCAAGAGCACAUCCAAGAAUGUGGCUGCAGCUUCCUGAGGGGCUGGACUUCAAUGGAUAGGGUUGCUCAAGGGGGG